This is a messenger RNA of Lytechinus pictus (painted urchin), 3891 nucleotides long. RefSeq lists its product as uncharacterized. The record is from RefSeq and is a predicted model, not a curated record. Lineage: Eukaryota; Metazoa; Echinodermata; Echinoidea; Temnopleuroida; Toxopneustidae. The transcript has 4 exons. Bases 272 to 697 code for a protein of 141 amino acids.
UUUUAUACAGUGUGUUAUGUUAUUAAUAAGAGGUCAGAGUGAAGACGGCUGGACUAAACUGGGUUUACUGGGUGUAUUUUUCUUGGAAAUUUUACCUUUUGGACACUUCUUAUCGUAAUUUUGCCAAUAUGUGAUAUUUUAACUGGAUUAUAAAUACCUAGGAGGGACUUUGCAGGAUCAUUACCACCCUACUGUUAGACAGUAUGCUAAGUAUGUAUCUAAUGGAUGUCCUUUGAAAGGAGAAGGGGUACCUCAUCUACAACUACUUAGAAUGGAUCCUAAAGAUGUUUUGAAGACGUACAGCUCAGAUACAAUGAAGUUUAACCCGCCUCUACCUCCUAAGAACCCAGUUAUUAGCAAAAAGGCUCUCAAAGCAAAGAGGAACCAUCCAUCUGGCGGAUCCUUUGUCCAAAACGAUUUUCAAGCCAUCGUUGAUCUCCAAUAUGAUGAGGUGACUGUGGAUGGUAUGGAUUUCAGCUCCUCAAUCAAACCUGAUAGCAAAGACGCGGAUGAUAUGGAAUUCAGCUCUGCAAUAAAACCUGAUAGCAAAGAUGUGGAUUAUAUGGACUUCAGCUCUGCAAUCAAACCUGAUAGCAAAGAUGAUAGUGAAAAUGAUGUAGUGUCAACUAUGAGGAGACCCGGGAGAACAUUAAAAAAGCAAGAGAGCAGAAUAAAAGGAGACAUAGAGAGCAUUUAAGAGAUGCAAAGACGAAUAAUAGAAAAGAGAAACUCUUAAUUUAGAGUGUAAGAAUGUGAAUAGAAAUGAUAGGACAUGUGAUCAAAUAACACUGAGUGACCACUUGUCUGUAAUAGUUUCCCGAUUUAAACAUGCAUUAACCAAUUGAACCCUGUAUUAUCUGGGUCGGUUUUGACGCUCACCCCCUGAACUGUUUGUGCAUAUCAAGCAUAUUGGCAAAAUGAAGAAAUAGUUCAUUUGAAAUAAAUGAUCUCCUCUUUCUAUGAUUUGACCCCAUUCCUGCUGAUAGUGUCUAGACAGACAAUAUGUAAUCUUUAGUAUCUGUAAUAAAUCACUACUUUUACUGAAGUAAGAUUUACCACAGCACACCCAUAGUUGGCAGAAUAUUUGCCAUUGCAUUAUCGCAUGAGCCUCCUCAAUAAGAGUUGUAUUUAUGGCCAAUUUUUAUGCUAAAAUCCUUCCAUGCCAAAUCCAAUUAUCGGCAAAAUUUUCAACUGAAGUUAUUGAAUGAAUAUCCUCAACAUGACAUCAUUUUUAAAAGAUCACCCAACAUUUUAAAUCCAUUUUUUCAUGUCACAUGGCUUCAGGCCAGUAGCCUGGCCUAUUGGGUAUUCGCAAGUUCACUGCAUUGCCAGUACUCCAGCCUUUUCGGAUUCAAAGAGUUAAAGGAACCUUUAAUUAUUACUGUUUGGAUGGUCCUUUUUAUAACUAGUACAUGCCCACAAAAGAAUGCAUGGUGUACCAUGAAACCACUUCACUCUUCCUUUUUAUUCCUUCAUUUUGAUUUAUGGACUGUUGUUUGUGCUCAUACAUUUAUCACGUAACCUAACAUUGUUCAUUAUAGAUUACAUGGAUGCACUGGGCUGAAAAUAAUCUGAUUUAAACAUAUAAAGAACAAUCAGACAAACAAAACACUGAAAAUUUGGUCAAAAUCGGACAAAUUGUAAUAACAAAGUUACAUGUACGGCAUUUUAAAAAUUUGCAUUACUCCGAUAAAACAGUUCUUGGCAUGUCUUCAAGAAUAUUCAAUGAGCAAAUUCACGAUGUCAUAUCCCCACUUGUUCUUUUGUAUUUUAAUAUGAAAUUAGGUUUAUUCAAAUUUAUUUCUACCAAGAACUGUAAAAAAUUGGAUUGAGAACUGAUUUAGUAGAUUGGAUAUUCAUUGCCGCAACUUAUUUCAUUAUAAAGGAGAUACAUUAUUCACACAUGUAUGAAAAAAUGAAACAAUUAUGGUUUCAUGUAAUAACAUAAGAAAAGGGAAAGUGGGGAUGUGACAUGAUCAACCCAUCAAAUGAAUAUUCAUGAUGUGCAUAUAACUAUUUUCACAAAAUAUUGCUAAAUUUCAAAUUUCAAAAAUUAGUUAUUUAUUCUCAGAUUUUUAUGAAAUUUUCAGCAUUUUGCUCUAAUUUUACUCUAUUUAGAUAUAAAUAUUUUCAGACUGGAGUACCCCUUUAAAGACCCAGACCGGAAAUAUAAAUGAAAUUGAAUGGGAAAUAUAUAAGCUACAUGUAUAUAGUACAACAAUGUAAGUUUUAUGCAUAUUUACUGCUUGACAGCUGCGUAUUUAUCUAAAGAAAAACUCAAAUUAGCUGGUUUUGACCAUAUGAUUUAUCAAGCUUCUCAACCCUAAUAACACUGGGGAUGGGGGUUGAUUCGGACCCCGCCCUUCACAUUUUUCAUGAUAAAUCCGCUGCGCAAAUUUCUUUUUACCACGCACUCGCUGUCUUUUUACUUUCAAGUUUCGUGCAAAUUUUUAGACCAAAAUGUUUGACACGCAACAUUUUUACUGCUUAUUCACCCAUGGACAUCAUAUUAUUGUUGGUUGUCAUUUUUGUCUCACCUGAAAGAAGUUCAACAAUCAUUUCCUUUUGGCUUGUUAAGUCUGUUGGUCUGUUCGAAAAUGUUAAAGUUUUUUGUUCAACUUGCUUUCAUUUCUCUAUUUUUGCAUCAGUUAUGUUCAUAAUCGGUACAUAUUAUCUUUGGAUAAUAUAACAUGUGACCUUAUGAGAAUGAUGGGGUCACAGGUCAUCUAGGGGUCAAAAGUUCAAAUGAUAUGAGGUUAUGUUCAUCCUCUUUUGAAGUUUUUGUUCAACUUGCUCUCAUUUCUUUUUCUUUUUUUUUUUGCAUCAAUUUUGAUCACACUUAGUUAAAAUGAUCCUUGGGUAAUACCACAUUUGUGCUGUUGAGGAAGGUGGGGUCGAAAGGUUGAGUUUUUGUUCAAAUUGCUCUCAUUUCUGUAUCAGGUAUGUUCACACUUGGUACAGAUGAUCCUGGGGUAAUACUACAUGUUUGUUCAUUAGGACAAAGGGGUCAAAAUGUCAUGUUUUUGUUCAAAUUGCUUUCAUUUCUGCAAUUUCUGCAUCAGUUAUGUAAACACUUGGUACAAAUGAUCCUUCAGUAAUACAACAUGUGUGUUCAUGAAGAUGAUGGGGUCAAAGGUCAUCUAGGGGUCAAGAAAUCAUAUUGCAUCUUUUAUUGAUUAGGCGAGACUUGUGGUUCAUGAACCACCUUAUUUUAGAUGACUUCCCAGUAGUCCUUUAUUAUGACCACAAAACAAAUUGAAGUUUCUUGUUUGUUUGGACAGUAGGUUGAGGAGUAUUGUGAAAAUGGCUGAUUUUUCUUCCAUAGAAUUGCAAUACCAAUUUUUUUUUGAAGUACAUUUGAUUGGGAUCCUACAAAGAGUCUGUGAAUAAGAAAGUAGCAAUUUUGGGGCUGUAUGUUAGUUGAUUAGAGCAAAUGUUUUUAUUUCAUGCAUAAAUUAGCAUAAAUAAUUCAUACCACCUUGCAAAUUCUUGUGGCACUUGUGCGAUCGAUGACCAAGAUCUCAGGGGGGGGGGGCUAAAAAAUAAGCCCCCGCCCCCCCCCCAAAAAAAAAAAAAAUAAAUAAAUAAAGAAGAUUGCCUGCUGUGUUUAAUGGAUUCUUCCCACACAAUCUUUAACACCAAAUUCUCGAUAUUUUUUAGUCAUGUCAGACCGAAGAAUUCUCAAACUUUAUCCAUGUACAAAUCCAAUGCAAAUCCUGGAUGUUGGUAAAUCAUAAAAAUUUAAUUUUUACUUUUUACUGUUAUAUAUUGUGUAUCUGUACCCUUUUAUUAGUCCUUACUUCGUCCUAAAAAAACGAGUAACCUGGACUUUCAUUGUAUGUAACCCUCCCUUUGUUUUGAAUAAAGGUGAUACUUAAAAAAAUAUGAUAA